Molecule: messenger RNA, 1872 nt
Organism: Dryobates pubescens (Downy woodpecker)
Lineage: Eukaryota; Metazoa; Chordata; Aves; Piciformes; Picidae
Gene: PCTP
Product: phosphatidylcholine transfer protein
Exons: 6
Coding region: 69-737 (222 amino acids)
Molecular function (GO): phosphatidylcholine intramembrane carrier activity; phosphatidylcholine binding
Source: RefSeq, a predicted model, not a curated record
GGGGCGGCGGCGGCGGCCAUUGGCUGGGCCCGGUGCGGCCGCCAGUGCCCCGCGCCCGGCCGCCGCCGAUGGAGCUCCCGGGGACGAUGGAGCCACUGCCGCCGCGGGGCUUCUCCGAGCAGCAGUUCCAGGCCGCCUGCCGGGAGCUGGACCAGCCGGCGCCGGCGGCGGGGGGGCCCUGGCAGCUCCUGGUGGAGACCAUGGGAGUGCGGAUUUACCGGCUGUACGACGAGCAAUCAGGACUUUAUGAAUAUAAAAUCUUUGGUGGUCUUGCUGACUGCCCCCCAGAACUGUGUGUGGAUGUCUAUAUGGACCUAGAUUUCAGAAAGCAAUGGGAUCAGUAUGUUAAAGAACUGUACGAGGAAACAUACAAUGGAGAAAAAGUCAUCUACUGGGAGGUGAAGUUCCCCUUCCCUCUCUCAAACAGAGAUUAUGUCUAUAUUCGUGAGUGCCGGGAGAUGGCUGUGGAUGGGCGGAAGAUCUGGGUGGUGUUAGCUCAGAGUGUGUCUGUUCCUCAGUGUCCCGCAAAGCCUGGCAUCAUCAGAGUGAGCAGCUAUAAACAAAGCCUGGUGAUUGAAAGUGAUGGCAAGACUGGCUCUAAAGUCUAUAUGUACUACUUUGAUAAUCCUGGUGGGAUGAUUCCAUCGUGGCUGGUCAACUGGGCUGCCAAGAGUGGGGUGCCUGCUUUCCUGAAGGAUAUCCAGAAAGCUUGCCAUAGUUAUCCCAAGAGCACAUAGGCUGGAGUGGAUCUGAAUUGCUUCAUUCUUAGAGCUCUGCACUUACAGGAGUGGCUGUUAAUAUAUCACCCUGGAUAAAACCUACCUCUAAUAUGGGAAAGAAUUGUAUUUCAGUUGGUUUAUGCCUUGAAUUUUAUGAGAUUGUUGUUUCCAUCUCCAACUGAAGAGCCAACCACUGACAAGGCAACACCAACAGCAGCUGCACCUCUUUGGAAGCACUGAAGUUUAACCUUGCCUCCCAUGCUUUGCUUCUGCCAAUUGUCAUCUGUCAGCUGCAGGGGUUCUGCUGGUUGAACUGUUAGAUCCUGGAGCAAGAGAUAAUGAUCUUGCUAGGAAAAAUGUCUGAAUCUGAACUGAAAAUCAUGCCUGGCUCUGCUUUUGUGGCCUUGCAGGGUGGCUUCCUACUGAAACUGUACAAUGGGACUUGCAUUGCUUAGGAGGAAAUACUUCUGGUACCCAAGAUCUUCAUUCUCAAACUGUCUGCCUGCUAUAAACCUAAAAAAUACUGAAGGCAUGGAGGUGAAUUACAAAAAGUCUGCAGAAGGAUCUGUAAUUCUGUGUUACUAAACUUCCUGGUGACAGCUCUAAGUCCAGAUCUGAAAGGACUUGUGCCUGAAGCUUUGCAUUCACAUCUUAAUACCCCUGUCUGAAAAGUAAAAACCAUUAGCUGUGUCCUGCCAGAAUAAAAGAAAAGGAGGAGCUGGCUUCCAUGUCUGGUGUAAGGGGAACAAGUUACAUCUUCAGGGUCAGCCUUAUCUGUAAAGCAGCUUGGACACCAGCUUGAAACUGGAAAUGAUUUGUAACCGAUGCCUGCACCUGAAUGUGAAUGAAGGGGCUGUGCAGCUUGGGCUUGUUUCUGUUGUUAAAGCUCAUGCUGCUGUAAAGGAUGAAGCUGUCAUUUUGGCUGGUAAUCCACUGCAAGCAGAACUGAGCAGCAAAAUGAAAUUUCCAGCACCUUUGAUAGUGGGGGAGGAUGGAGAGCAUGAAAGAUGAGAGUGCCUUGGUCUCAGGGAUUUGAAUAUUCUGCAUUGCUCCUAAAGCUAAUCCUGUAACUGAACAAUUCUUGUGAUGGAGCAGCCUUGUCUUGUUGAAGCACUGGCUGAAGUGAUGGCCUUUGUAUUUGGUGUAAAUAUUG